Molecule: messenger RNA, 1521 nt
Organism: Anopheles coluzzii
Lineage: Eukaryota; Metazoa; Arthropoda; Insecta; Diptera; Culicidae
Product: ATP-dependent RNA helicase glh-2
Exons: 7
Coding region: 188-1066 (292 amino acids)
Source: RefSeq, a predicted model, not a curated record
GGCAAGCUGUGCUUUUUACUGCGCCGUUUCAGUUUCAGCUCAGCUGUUGAUCGCGAGUGACGCGACGUGAGUGAUAUCAUACGCAUUACGCCUUAAAUAACGCGCCCGCAAAAUAAUCCGCUAAAGUGCAACCCAAGCCGAGAUGAAUCCAGCCGGCAACGAUGGACAGAGCAGGUAAUUUGACAAAAUGAAGUUUCUUGUGCUGUGUACGCUCGUAGCCGGUGCUGCUGCAGGAUACUCCGCCUCUACCUACCGGGAUGGCAAAGCAACAGGUCUUUAUAAUCAGGUCCCCGCUGGUGUCGACUAUGCUGACAAGUUCCCCCAUGGUAACACAGGUUACAACGGCGGCUACACGACGCACUUCUCCGGACCGAACGGUGCCGGCGUGGCGGUAGGAACUGGCACCGGUAGCUUUGCGCCCGGGUUCGCCGGCUUCCCCGGCCCGACGGUAGACUUCAACAACUUCUUCCAGGGCAUCCAGGCGAACUUUGCAAACUCGAUGACGCAAUCCUAUUCUGAGCCGGGAGCGACGGCAUCAGCGUCAUCAUCACUCCUGGAUCCCGCAUGGCGCAAACCAACGUAUCAACAGCACAACUUGUAUCAGCAGCAGUUUGCUCUGCAGCAAGCUCUGUUCCAGCAGCAGCAGGCUGCCUUUAAUGGAGGGUUCGGUGGGCCUGGUUUCGGAGGUGCUGGUUUCGCAGGCGCUGGAGCCGGUACCGGCUUUGGUGGUUUCCCGGUGUAUGGAGCUAACUUUGCCAGCGCUCCGAACUAUAUCCAAAAUCGCUUCCCAGCCGGUAACUUCAACGGUGCCAGCUCUUCUGCUUCGUUCGGACCGGGUGGAUUCCACCAGACGGCUGCAGUCUAUCCCGGCAAUCCGGCUGUACCGAAUGUAGACACCCGUUUCGGUGGUUCGGAACAGGCGACCAGCUUCCAGAGCGGCAAACCAGGAUUCGUCGGUGUGUCCAGCUUCUCGUCCUCCUCCAAUAUUAACGGCCAGACGCACCGCGAAGCAGUGACGACGGUGAACGAUAAUGGCAAGGUGACGACCCAUCGCGUCCACUCUUAAACUGCGCCUUCAAUGACAAUCACCAGCAUGCGACAACGGACGAAAUGCCUGACCCUGGAUUUGCAGAACAACGGAACAACGACUUAGAGUAGAGACAAUCUCACGACCUACCCUCUGAGAGUGCAGUCAGCUUUGCUCCGGUGGAGCUUAACAUUAAAUUCAACACAAGCAAUGUGUCAGUGUACACCUUCUCAGGAUCGAGCGGACCGAAUGCGGAUGCAACUACUACUACUACUACUGUGUGCUGUGCGGACAUGUGAGGUGGUAGCGAGGCGAUAGUCUACCGGACACUAAACUUGUGUAGGAGUGUGUGUGUGUGUGAAUGUAUUUUUAGCGAGCGAAACGUACUUAUGUGCUAAAAAUUUUACAACUUUACUAAGCAUUUCGAUAAUUUUAUCCAAUAUGUAAGACUGUCCACACCUGUCCACACCUGGUGAUCGACAAUAAAGCAGAAG